AUGAAUUCAGAACAAAUAAUUGAAUCAGAAACUUCUGACGAAAGCUGCAUGUCUUCAGUUGACGAGCUCGAAACAAGUAAUAUUAACAAUGAGGAUUUAAGUGCUAAUACUGAGACGUUUCAAUUGGGGAUAGGUGGCAUGGAAGUUCCGCAUGAAAAAGAGGAUUUUCGUAGGGUGCUUACACCUUUAAGCAAAGACCAGCUUGUAGAAUUAUUGGCUGGAGCAUGUAUUGAGAAUCAAGAGAUUUUACGAAGAGUCUUUGAGGUUAUUUGUGAGAGCAGAUCCCAUAGACGUCUAUAUAUAAAGAAUCUACCAUUUUCUGCAAACACUGAGUCGGUAAUAGAAGUUUUUUCCCAAUUUGGAGAUGUAGAAGAAGGAAUAGUUCUCAAAAAGGAUGGAAAAUCCAGAGGCUAUGCAUUUGUUACCUUCAAAACAAUAGAAUCAGCGCUUCUUGCUUGUAAGAGCCCAGUGAAUAUGAGUGGUAGGUUCUUAAUGGUAAAGCUUGCAGCUGAUCCUUUUCCAUUUGAGACGAAAAGAUCUGAUGCAAUUCGUAGAAAGCUUUUCGUUAGAAAUUUAGGAUUUGAAACUAAUGAGGAAUCUUUGUCAGCAGUUAUGGGACAAUAUGGUGAACUUGAAGAGUCGGUUAUUUUGAGAACAAAGUCAGGAGAAUCUAAAGGUUAUGGAUUUGUAACUUUUGCUAGCACUGAAGCUACAAUCAAAGCACUUCAACAACCACACCAUCUUAUCGAUGGCAGAUUGGUUUUUGUGCACCAAGCAAUAGAAGGUAAGACACGUAUUGUUAAAAAUAGAGAAAAUUACUCAUUGAAUGGUUCAAAACAAACAAAUUACGAAAAUAAAAGUGUUGAAAGUAAAGAUUUAUUACCAAACUCUUUUAAUCUUGGUCAAGUACUAUCAUCUUCUCUACCUUCUUCAUCGUCAUCUUCAACAUCUUCUUUAUCGUCCACUUUUGAUUUUAGAUACAUCAAUGGUGAACUUUCUAAAGAUUCAUCUUUUGUACACUUAAUGGAAAAACCAAGUUCAAUUAAUGAUUUCAACAUGAAAUAUACUGGAGCUAACAGGGUUUUAUUUGAUAAUGAGUAUCUUAACCCUGCUAAUGAUGUUGAUUCAAAUUUGAGCAAUUUCUCUGAUUUAAUGAAUGAUUGCAAUUUAAUUGAGAGUAGCUCAGCAAAUCAAGGUAACAAUAAUAUUAAUAUGCGUUUCUAUAAGGUUAAAGAUCAUCAAAAUCUAAAGCUAGAUCAUUCAAAUGGUUUCAAUAUCCCAGCGAAAAGUAAUAAUCUAACGAGAUUUGAGAUUCCUGGUAAUACGAACUUUAAUACUCGAAACAGAAUUAGCAUUGAUGCAAGAUCAACGAAGGCCGUCCAUCUUCUGAAUAAUGACGACCCUUCUGAGAGAAAUUAUAGCAUUUCCGUGGAUGGAAAUGUCUUUUCAAACAAUAUUAACAAUAACCUUAAUAACAAUAAUGAGAUAUGGCAUUUACCAAAAAAUAUCAAACCUAACUCUUUCCUGAAUAUGCAUGUAAAGGCGCCAACAUACAAAAAUUUACCGGUAGAUUUAUCCUUUUCCACACAUUGGGGAACUUCCAAUGAUUUUAAAACCAAAAUGAAAUCUAACAUGGGUGAGAUAAACAUUCCAAGUACUGAAUACAACGAAUUUGGUGAGGGCUCUGCAUAUAACUUUUAUUAUAAGGAGUCACAACGAUUUCCUAUCGGUAAGGCGGCUUCAUGGAAUAACUUUGUAGAUAGAUUUAGUCAUAAUUUCGAUUCUGACAAUUUUCUAAAAAACAAAAACAUAAAUGGAAAGUGCGACUCAAAACAAAUUGCAUCACCAUCUUUGAUUCUAGACAAAAGAUUUGCAGCUUUUUGA
Molecule: messenger RNA, 1884 nt
Organism: Cryptosporidium ubiquitum
Lineage: Eukaryota; Apicomplexa; Conoidasida; Eucoccidiorida; Cryptosporidiidae
Product: RRM domain-containing protein
Exons: 1
Coding region: 1-1884 (627 amino acids)
Molecular function (GO): RNA binding
Source: RefSeq, a predicted model, not a curated record